GAAAAACCAGUCUCCAAGUACUCCAAAAUACACACUUCAAGCUAACCGACUUACAGUGGGAGAGAGAUGUUGGAGAGAGUGCUUUCCGCGCGGAGAGGAGCUCACAUGGCGGACGAAGGCGAUGAACACGAAGGAGACGAAUCCAAAACCAAGAAGCAUCUUUCAAUUGCUAUCCGAAUCAGUAACUACUUCAUCCGAACAGGUUACCUAUGUCCCAUUCUCCUCCUCGCAACAGCCAUCCUCCUAAUCUCAUCCCUCUUCGUCCGCCCCCGUGAUCUGCUCUGUGUUUCCUCCAUAUCUUCCUUCGAUCGCCUCUCUCGCAAUCGCUUUUUUGGAUUGGAUGGCCUCGAAUCGGACUUCGGAUCCCUAGGCGUACCGUGGUGCAGAUCGAAAGAUGGAAAAACCGUGGAUUGGACAUCCAAGGAUCUGCUCCAAGGUCUAGAAGAGUUUGUACCAAUAUACGAAUCACGACCCAUCAAGAACAACAUGUAUGGGAUGGGUUUUGAUCACAGCUUUGGGCUCUGGUUUAUUGCACGAUGGCUGAAACCAGAUCUAAUGAUUGAGAGUGGAGCUUUCAAAGGACAUUCCACCUGGAUCUUGAGACAAGCAAUGCCAAACACCCGAAUUAUCUCAAUCACACCUCGCCACCCUGAAAAAUACCUUAAAAAGGGUCCUGCAUAUGUUGAUGGAAACUGCACAUACUUUGCUGGAAAAGACUUUGUUGAUUUUGGGAGUGUUGAUUGGAAGACUGUGAUGAAGAAACAUGGUGUAACUGAUCUGACUCGUGUUCUUAUAUUUUUUGAUGAUCAUCAAAAUGAAUUAAAAAGAUUAAAGCAAGCACUGAAAGCUGGCUUCUCAAAUCUUGUUUUUGAAGACAAUUACGAUACUGGAACUGGAGAUCAUUAUUCAUUGAGACAAAUAUGUGAUCAGUUCUACAUACAAGGAGGUGGGCAUAGUUGCUUUGAAGAUGGUGAUGAAGGUAGAGCAAGAACAAGAAGAAAGAAGUUUUGGGAAAAGGCAGUGGAUACUAAGGAACUAUGCGGACCAGGGGAAGUAUGGUGGGGAGUCAGAGGAUACAUGAGGGAUGAUUUUAAUCACAGCAAUAAGCCAAUAUCAUACACACAACAUUUUCAAAACAGCAGAUUUGUUGAAUCAAUACUUGAUGUUUAUUGGGAGCUUCCACCUGUAGCGGGUCCCUCGCUGACUCAUCAAACCAGAUAUGAUCCAGCUCGUGCACCGAGUCCCAUUGUUGAAGAUGGAAGAUUUGGGUUGUUUCAAAGGCUUGGGUUAUCAAGACUUGAGACUUCUGUAUUUAAUGGGUAUACUCAAAUGGUGUAUGUUCAGAUAUCCCCCAAAAAAUCAUAGUUUUGUGCUUUUGUUUUGGGUGGAUUUAUUUUUAAACAACCAGUUUAGUUAUGUUGUUUCUUGAUGACACUCUUAAUUCACUUGUUGCGAUC
This is a messenger RNA of Lactuca virosa, 1457 nucleotides long. Lineage: Eukaryota; Viridiplantae; Streptophyta; Magnoliopsida; Asterales; Asteraceae. The record is from the annotation of a GenBank genome assembly.